AUGGCCUUCAUCCUACGGCGGCCUUUCGCCAUCGUCACGACGCUCAAGCAAGCGCCCAAAGCCGGGCAGUCCUUCUCUUUCCGCGCCUUUCACACCUCGCCACUCAAGCAGCAAUCCAGUUUCCACACCCCGAAGACAGCAUCGUCGUUGUCCAAGUCGCAGACGGUUUUCCGCGCCACGUUCCGUCGACACUACAACCAGCAGGCCACAUACAGUCCUGCAUCUAAAGUCGAUGCGCGCCAGCGGCUACUCUAUGGCGCGGGUAUCUUCGGUGCGACGCUCGUCGGCAUCAACUUCAUCUUCAACCGCGAAACGCGCGAGGAUGGCGGUAUGCCCCCGUACGAGCGCGCGUACCUGAACGACACUUUCAUGCACACUGGCCUGGGCAUUGGCAUCAUCGGCGUCGCGGCGAGAGCCCUGCACUUCAACGGCUGGAGCUACCGAUUGAUGGCAGCGAACCCGUGGGUGGUGCUGGGGCUUGGCCUUGUUGGAAGCAUCGGCACCAUGUAUGGAUGCAUGGCCACAGAUCCUAGCAACUACGUCCAGAAAUACGCUCUCUGGUCCGCCUUCAACGUCACCCAGGCCAUGCUCCUCUCCCCCCUCAUGUUUCUCCAGCCCGCCCUCCUCGCGCGCGCCGGCUUGUACACGGCCGGGAUGAUGGGAUCUAUUGCCUUCGUCGGCGCUACUGCCAAGCAAGAAAAGUACCUCUACCUCGGCGGCCCACUGCUCGCCGGUGUCGCUAUCGUCGCGCUCUCGGGCCUCGCACCCCUUGUCAUCCCCGCUACGGCCGCGAGAACGCUCAUGUGGUCGGAGAAUAUCUGGCUGUAUGGCGGCCUUGCUGUCUUCGGCGGCUUUACCCUCUACGACGUGCAGAAGAUCCUACACCACGCGCGGUUAGCUGAACGAGGAGUUAUGCGGAAGGAUGCCGUGAAUGAGUCAAUUCGGCUAGAGCUAGAUUUUAUCAACAUCUUCGUCCGGAUGGUCCAGAUCCUGGGCAUGAGUGGUAACAGGAGGAAGUAA
Lindgomyces ingoldianus is the source of this 1020-nucleotide messenger RNA. Its product is annotated as bax inhibitor family protein. The record is from RefSeq and is a predicted model, not a curated record. NCBI's taxonomy places the organism in Eukaryota, Fungi, Ascomycota, Dothideomycetes, Pleosporales, Lindgomycetaceae. The coding region runs from base 1 to 1020 and encodes 339 amino acids. Gene Ontology annotation, cellular component: mitochondrial inner membrane. The transcript has 2 exons.